AUGGAGGUCGUCUAUGAGGCCACCGGCGAGAAGCUCAAGAUCCCAUUCCGUCGCAUCCACCUGACGGACGAGGACCCCGGCUGCGAUCACUUGGAUGUCUACGACACCAGCGGUCCUUCGGGUGCGGAUCCCAAGAAAGGCUUGACCAAGCUCCGGAAGAAGUGGAUCGAAGGCCGCGAGGUGGCUGAGGAUGGGACGUGCACGCAGAUGUACUACGCGAAGCAGGGGGUGAUCACCCAGGAGGGCGCCAGGGAGCGAUAUGCUGAGACGAAGAGGCGCGAGGGCAUGGACCCGGAGUUCGUCCGCUCGGAGGCCAUCAUCCCAGCAAAUCGCAACCACCCGGAGUCGGAGCCUAUGAUCAUCGGGCGCCACUUCAAGGUGAAGAUCAAUUCGAACAUCGGGAACUCUGCCGUUGCCAGGGCCUCGGUUUUGGGGUCACGGAAAGAAGCACCGGCAUCGAACAUCGAGGAGGAGGUCGAGAAGCUGCAGUGGAGCUCCCUUUGGGGCGCCGACACCCUGAUGGACCUGAGCACGGGCAAGCACAUCCACGAGACGCGGGAGUGGAUCGUCCGAAACAGCGCCAUGCCUGUGGGGACGGUGCCCAUCUACCAAGCGCUUGAGAAGGUCGACGGCAUCGCUGAGGACCUGACCUGGGAAAAGUUCCGUGAGACGUUGAUCGAGCAGGCCGAGCAGGGCGUCGAUUACUGGACCAUCCAUGCUGGUGUGCUGCUGCGAUUCGUGCCUCUGACGGCGAAGCGCCUCACGGGUAUCGUCAGCCGUGGGGGCUCCAUCCAUGCGAAGCUUUGCAUCUCCAAGCAUGAGGAAAACUUUGCCUACCAGCACUGGGAUGACAUUCUGGACAUCUGCAAGAAAUACGACGUGUCGCUGAGCAUCGGAGAUGGCCUUCGUCCCGGCUGCAUCAAGGAUGCCAACGAUGAGGCCCAGUUCGGCGAACUGAAGGUGCAGGGUGAGCUGACGCAACGUGCGUGGGCCAAAGGCGUCCAGGUGAUGAACGAAGGGCCGGGCCACGUGCCUCUGCACAAGAUUCCGGAGAACAUGCGGAAGCAGCUGGAGUGGUGCCACGAGGCGCCGUUCUACACGUUGGGACCGCUGACUACAGACAUCGCUCCGGGCUACGACCACAUCACCUCCGCUAUCGGGGCGGCCAACAUUGGUGCCAUGGGGACGGCAAUGCUGUGCUACGUCACUCCAAAGGAACACUUGGGUCUGCCAGACCGUGAGGAUGUGAAGGCCGGCAUCAUCGCCUACCGCAUCGCAGCCCAUGCUGCCGACCUGGCCAAGGGCCAUCCCAAGGCCCAGGAGUGGGAUGACGCGCUCUCCAAGGCCCGCUUUGAGUUCCGCUGGAACGACCAGUUCAAUCUCGCCCUGGAUCCCAUCACCGCACGGAGCAUGCAUGACGAGACCAUCGACUCGGAGCAGGGCAAGUCGGCACACUUCUGCUCCAUGUGCGGCCCGAAGUUCUGCUCCAUGAAGAUCACCGACGAUGUGCGCAAGUAUGCAGAGGAGCGCGGUUACGGUGAUGAGGAUGGCGAGACCGUCCUGAAGGAGGGCAUGAAAGAGAUGAGCAAGAAGUUCGCGGAAGUGGGGAGUGAGGUCUACAUGCCGAUAGAGUCGCUGGACGCUCGCUGA
Messenger RNA from Symbiodinium sp. CCMP2456, 1650 nucleotides. The record is from the annotation of a GenBank genome assembly. Lineage: Eukaryota; Dinophyceae; Suessiales; Symbiodiniaceae.